Messenger RNA from Notodromas monacha, 1460 nucleotides. NCBI's taxonomy places the organism in Eukaryota, Metazoa, Arthropoda, Ostracoda, Podocopida, Cyprididae. The record is from the annotation of a GenBank genome assembly.
GAAGCUUACUCGGAUUUUUCGUUGAAAAGCCUUCCCGAAUACUGAAUAGAAGUGUGAAGUAAAAGUCAGCAGUAUGUCAGGAGCCGACGCCGGAGAUCACCGCGAGGAAGAGCAUGAAGUCGACGUUGAUGCACUUUAUAAGCCACCGCCGGAGAAAUCUAUCGAUGAAAUGCUCCAGCAGGAUACAAAUGACGAAUCAUUGAAGAAGUAUAAAGAAGCUCUCCUAGGAAAGGCUACUCAAGAGAAAAUCAUUCUCGAACCGGAAGACCCUCGAAAAGUCCUCGUGAAGAAGCUCGCACUUCUCGUGGAAGGGAGAAAUGACAUGGAGUUGGACCUUUCUGGAGAUAUUUCGAAGCUAAAGGAGCAGACACAAUGCAUUAAGGAAGGAGUUCACUACAAGAUCCGGAUCGACUUUAACGUGCAAAGAGAAAUUGUUCACGGGUUGAAGUACGUACAGAAAACCUAUCGGAAAGGCAUACAGGUUGACAAGAUGAAGCAGAUGGUGGGUAGUUAUGCACCGAGUCUGGAAAUGCAUUCCUUCACGACACCGGGCGAAGAAGCCCCAUCCGGCAUGGUGGCUCGUGGUCACUACACCGUAAAGUCGCUAUUCACGGAUGACGACAACAACGAGCACCUCAAGUGGGAGUGGUCCUUCGAGAUCAAGAAAGACUGGAAAUAAUUCCUUCCGAAGAAACAACCCCGAUUUCGUUUCGCAGAUAAAUCAGUUUCUCUUUCCACCCGCGACUUCGCGGUCAUUCAGAUGCCGAAUCCGUCUGCCAAAUGGUGGCCUUGCUUGUCUUUUCCAGGUGACACUUUCGGUGCUACUCUGAACGAAGAGCCCCGUUUCUGAAACGUCUUUCGGGAAUCUGGUUGUUAAUGUGGGGGGGACUUGCGAUGAGUGUUUUCUCGUCACGAACGAAGCGUGCCUGCAAAAUUUGUUUUUCAGCUUCUUUCACUCCAUAUUUUUUGAGAGAAAUAUCGCUUCUGAUCGCUUGGAAGUUUUCGACUUAGUGACUGCAUGUGCAGGAGUGAGUGGCUAUUCAUUGUUUUCCAGCUUAUGUUUUUAAAUAAGAUGUAUACCUUAUCGAUUCCUCCGGCUUGUGAUGCUCAAUCGUCAAUUCUGCGCCCAGCGAAUGAACUUCUCGGCUCAAGUGUUCCGUUUCUUUGAUCGACGUGUGUAAGAACACCGAAUUUUAUGAUUUCUGCUUCAGCAUCCGAGGAAAACUUCAAGAGAUUAUUCGAUUGCGACAAUCAGAAGAGAAAUCAUCCGUUGUCGUAAUAUUUAUGAAGUGCUUUUCAUGGUAGUUGUUCCAUUUUUGUUUUGCAUUGUUCGCUUUCUGCAUUUUUUUCUUGUGUGCUGUGAGUGAGUUGUACUGUUUUGACUAGAGCUUCCUGUCGCGUUUUUAUCCCCUUUUCUGAAUGCGGUAGAUGAAUUGAACAAGCGGGACUGCGAUCGAUUA